UUAGUGACGGAAGUCAUGUGACAUACCGAGGUGCCAGCUACGUGUUGGAGGGGACGAACUGCUUGGUCCGCUGCUGCCCUACAGAAGUUGUAGGGUGAAAAAGGCUGUCGUAAUGAAGAAUACUUCAAGUUAACGUGAGCACAGCUAGACGCUUAUGAAAAGAUGUCCAAGUCUACUCUACUAAAGGUGGUACUACUGGGGGAUGGUGGGGUCGGGAAAAGCUCGCUCAUGAACAGAUUCGUCACUGACAAAUUCGACAGUCAGUCCUUUCACACGAUCGGCGUAGAAUUUCUAAAUAAAGACAUCGUGGUGGAUGGAGAGAGUUUUACGCUCCAGAUAUGGGACACCGCGGGCCAGGAGAGGUUCAAGAGUUUGAGAACGCCGUUCUAUCGUGGCGCGGAUUGCUGCUUGCUUACCUUCGCACUGAAUGAUGUACAGAGCUUCAAGAACCUGGGGAUGUGGAAGAAGGAGUUUCUUUACUACGCGGACGUGCGCGACCCGGACAACUUCCCGUUUGUCGUGCUGGGGAACAAGUGCGACAUGACGGACCGCGAGGUCAGCACGGAACAGGCGGAGGCGUGGUGCGGGGAGAACGGGGACUUGCCGCUGUACGAGACGAGCGCGAAGGACGCUAUCAACGUGGACACGGCGUUCACGGCGGCCGUGCGGCGGCUGGUGAGGCUGGAGGAGAGAGUGGAGGCAGGUUACGGGAACACGGUGGACCUGAACGCACAGGCCAAACAGUCAUCCUGCUGCUGAGUACUGACCUGUAGCCCAGAGAGGAACAGGAAUAGACCAGUUCACAAUCCCACAGACUAGAAAACCUGCUUACAUCACUGGGUAUAAUGACUACAUCAUUUCUGCCAAGAUUCAAAUGGACUUUGCAUUAAAGGGGCACUAAGAAACAUUUUUUGCACCAAAAAUUGACCUAUUUUCAUUGAAAGAAAACCUUCAUGUGAUGUGAUGUGUCAAUGUCAUUUACUUCCACUUCUCAACAUAUUUGUGCAAUUUUCUCCAAUUUCUGGCAUUCACGAUUGACGCUAAAACAGCCCUCACAAGGCGCACUCAUUUUGUGGUACCACCACAAAAUACCAGAAUGUAAACAAACAUGUCAAACUGCUGUGUUUCCAGCUUUUAAAUACUUGUUGAAAUGUUCACUUUUGGCACCUCCAGUUACUGAAUCACACUCAUUUGCAAUGGAGUAUGGUUGAUUCAACUUACAUUCUUACAUGUACUUCAAUUUGUUUGAUUGUUACAUAAUGCUGCUUUAACAUGGAAAACAUUUAAGUCCAUCAAAGACAUUUGGAUGUUGGCAGAAUCGGUGCAAUCAUCCCUCGUGACACAAGCAGCUUUUCUAGUCUACAGAAUUGUGAACUCAUCUAUUAACUGAAGUAGAUGUACAUUCCCCUUUCUAGUCUUACACCAUCCUAUAUGAAGAGGGCACAUGAGGACACUGAACAACAACACUUUAGAAAUCUGUCUAGCUUUACACCCAAUUCUAGUGUCCAAUGGCACGCAUGGUUUUGAUGAAAAAAAGAUCAUAAUAAAAUGAUGUGAUAUACUAUAUGGUUGUACAAUUAUGCUGAAAACAUUUAUGUUCUCAACAAUAAUGUUUUGUUGACAUAGUGCCAAUUUGAGGUACAUGUACCUUUACGUUUUAACCAUUGCCAGGUAGCCAAUGAUGUUUUGCCACACAAUCGUAAUAACUUGCUUGUGCAAGUGGGUAAAAAAUCCAAUUUGAAUCUGGAACCUAUGCCAGAAAUUGACAGCACUUUCAACAAUUUCUUAUCCUGUUCCUCUAUUGUUGGUACAAAUCACCUAUACCAUUUUACAAAACCAAAACAGAUUUCUCAAGACUACUGCAUAUCUGGAAGUGCAUAGUUUCAUAGAUUCAACUGCCAAUAAUAUGCUUGGAGAUUAGUACAUAUGAUACUGUGGUAGCACGUUGGCAGAACGCACUGUGCCUGCACAAAACCCGCAAUUAUGUUUUUCAUAGCACUUUGGCAGGACGUUUCAUUUAAGGUCAUCCAAUGUAUUUGCAUAUUUAGCUUUAAGGAUGACAUCCCGACAUCCUGUAUGUCCAUAGUUUCCAGAUGUUGUGUCAGAAAAUAUAUCAUCUGCAACGGGCAAAAUUCUGAUGCAAAGUUGACAAAACAUCUAACAGAAGCCAUGAAAAAAAAAAUCUGGGUGUCACGUAGGUGCAGUACGUUCUACUGCUGUGUUUGCUAUGGUUAUUAUAUAUUUCAUAAUCAGGGCUCGAAAUUUACAUGCACAGAAAAAUUUUGGCUGCAGAACAUGUAGUACAAGGUGACUAAAACCCAGCUAAAACCUACAUCUAGAUACAUGUACAAACCUUGCUCAAUUUACUGCAAUACAAUAAAGGUUUAACUAUUUUCUGACAAAUGUCAAGAUUAUAUGCUUUAUACUGGUGUAUGAUAGUACUAGCUAAACCCUUAUUUAUAUAAUCCUGCACAAAUAUCUAGGUGAACUGGUGCUCUAACAUUUGAAAAUUAGGCACACAGCUCCAAUUUUGAGCGUACAAAAGUGCAGACAUUGUUUGGACCCAGUAUUUUGAGCCCUGAUAUUGCAUGUUCCUAAAUGGAGACAAAUUUUCAGCUAAAGAGUAGCUUUCUUUGUACAUGUGGUUAGUAAAGAGCAGAGGUGAACAAGUUUGUUAACAAGUUACAAAAUAGUAUGGUUCUAGCAUUAUCUUGGAGUGCAAAAGUCUUGCCCAUUUUAACGCUAUGGAAACAUGAGCUUUUGUUGUUAACAUUACAAAACUCUAGGUACCGGUAUUCUACAUGGAAAUAAUUAUGAUAUGAUAACAAAAUUUGCACAAUGUACCUGUAUUAGUGAUUCCUGUAUUUGUCAGGUUUGGUAGCAAAUUGGCAGAACAUACUGCGCCUGUGCAAAACCCAUAAUAUAUUUUGCAUGUAAUACCUACAUGUAGCAAAACAUCUCAUUUAAGGUCGUAUUUGCCUAUGACAGGGAUGACAUCCUGUCUAGUUUUCAAACGUUGUGUCAGAAAAGAUACCGUUUGCAAUGGGCAAAAUUUUGAUGCAACAUUGACCAAACACCCAAGGACAUCCUGAGUUUGCACAGGUGCAGGACGCUCUGCCGACAUAUUAGGUUUGGUUGGUAUGGUAGUUUUAAACAGCCCAUAUUGCUACCUUUUCUGUCAGAUAGAUUGUUAAGAGUUUUCUGUAAACAUCUCUAGCUAUAGGCUGUGACUGUUCUGUACCACCAUGCAAUAAUAUACACAGGAGAAGCACCAACAGUCUUGCAGUAACAGAAAUCAGAAUCUUUACAUGAAAGGGGAUGGACCAUUCAUAUAAUGAGGCGUAAGAAAAUGCCCCAAAAUGGCAAAACUACAAUUAUUGAUGUGUUGUGUUUUGAAUGUGAGAUCUAUAUAAUAUUAUAUUAACAACAGUGUUUGUAGAUUUUGUUCAAAAACAAAACCUUAUAUGAUGUACAUGUAUACAGUGUAUGUACAAGCACAUUAACAUAUCACCCUCCCCCUCAUAUUAAGAAUGUGACAUUCUCUGUAUUUUUCAAGCAGAACCUGAAGUACUUAAAAAUUGUUCCUAUACAAUUGUACAGUACAUGUAUGAUUAUGAACUUGCCGAACCUUAAGCAUGCUCAGAUCAUGAGGAAAAUUGUAAGAAAUUUAUUUUACAAAGAGUUCACGGUUUUGUUCAGUAGUUUACUGAGAAUGUUUGUAUAAUUGUGUGAAAUUUGAAACUAAUGUCAAGAUAUGAUUAUGACCUGUGAUUGGAAAUGUGGCCUUGAUUGAAACAUUGUACUGAUCGACUACUAGACUAAUUGAUGUGAAAUAUUCUUACUGAAGCUUGUUUUGAAAAUUGUAGCAGACAUUACUUGAAUGUGCUGGUAUUUAUUGGCACAAAAUCUACACACAUAAAUACAAUAAACUAAGUCAUAAAAGACUU
Molecule: messenger RNA, 3947 nt
Organism: Branchiostoma belcheri (Belcher's lancelet)
Lineage: Eukaryota; Metazoa; Chordata; Leptocardii; Amphioxiformes; Branchiostomatidae
Product: ras-related protein Rab-9B-like
Exons: 2
Coding region: 163-759 (198 amino acids)
Biological process (GO): retrograde transport, endosome to Golgi
Cellular component (GO): late endosome; phagocytic vesicle; lysosome
Molecular function (GO): GTPase activity; GTP binding
Source: RefSeq, a predicted model, not a curated record